Messenger RNA from Heterobasidion irregulare TC 32-1, 234 nucleotides. RefSeq lists its product as uncharacterized. The coding region runs from base 1 to 234 and encodes 77 amino acids. Lineage: Eukaryota; Fungi; Basidiomycota; Agaricomycetes; Russulales; Bondarzewiaceae. The record is from RefSeq and is a predicted model, not a curated record. Gene Ontology annotation, biological process: intracellular iron ion homeostasis. Gene Ontology annotation, molecular function: 2 iron, 2 sulfur cluster binding. The transcript has 3 exons. Gene Ontology annotation, cellular component: cytosol; nucleus.
AUGCCCGUCACUACGGAAGCCCUGGAUGCGAAGCUGCGGGCGGCGCUGCCGGUCGCGCACCUGGAGAUCGUGGACGAGUCGAGCGGGUGCGGGGAGAACUACAACGUGCUGAUCGUGAGCGAGGCGUUUGAAGGCAAGACGACGCUGGCGAGACAUCGCCUAGUGAACGAGCUGCUCAAGACGGAGAUCGCGCAGAUACACGCGUUCACGCAGGUCUGUCCAUCUAUGAGUUGA